Molecule: messenger RNA, 3059 nt
Organism: Raphanus sativus (radish)
Lineage: Eukaryota; Viridiplantae; Streptophyta; Magnoliopsida; Brassicales; Brassicaceae
Product: nuclear poly(A) polymerase 2
Exons: 13
Coding region: 157-2430 (757 amino acids)
Cellular component (GO): nucleus
Molecular function (GO): RNA binding; poly(A) RNA polymerase activity
Source: RefSeq, a predicted model, not a curated record
CCUUUCCUAAUUAAGAUUUCGAAAAUUAUCAUCAUCAUCAUCAUCAUGAUCUCUCUGCUUUGAUCAGAUCUUUAAACUAUAUAUAUAAUAAUCAUCUUCGUAGAUAGAUAGCUAUAUAUAUAUUAUUUGUGGUUAGAUCGGCUAGGGUUUUACACCAUGGUGGGUACUCAAGCUAUGAAAAGCUAUGGAAUCACGAAGCCGCUCUCUGUUUCCGGUCCUUCCUCGGCUGAUUUGAAGCGUAAUUUGGAGCUGGAGAAGUUUCUGGUUGAUGAGGGACUCUACGAGAGCAAAGAGGAAACGAUGCGGAGAGAGCAAGUUCUUGGACGCAUUGAUCAGAUUGUAAAAGAGUGGGUGAAAGAGUUAACUCACCAGAGGGGAUAUUCAGAUCAGAUGAUGGAGGACGCUAACGCUCUCAUUUUCACUUUUGGAUCUUACCGCCUUGGAGUACAUGGACCUGGGGCUGAUAUUGAUACUCUAUGUGUUGGCCCAUCUUAUGUCAACCGAGAGGAGGAUUUCUUCAUCAUAUUGCGUGAUAUAUUGGCUGAGAUGGAAGAAGUGACUGACCUUCAACCUGUUGCCGAUGCACAUGUCCCUGUCAUGAAAUUUAAGUUCCAAGGAAUAUCUAUUGAUCUUCUCUAUGCCAGCGUUUCACUUCUUGUUGUGCCACAGGAUCUGGAUAUCUCCGACUCUUCUGUGCUGGCUGAUGUUGAUGAGCAAACUGUCCGCAGUCUCAAUGGUUGUAGGGUUGCUGAUCAGAUUCUUAAACUCGUUCCAAAUUUCGAGCACUUCCGGACAACAUUAAGAUGCAUGAAGUACUGGGCCAAGAGGCGUGGGGUCUAUUCAAAUGUUACUGGGUUUCUUGGUGGUGUAAACUGGGCACUUCUGGUUGCACGCCUGUGUCAGCUUUAUCCAAAUGCUAUUCCUAGUAUGUUGGUUUCUCGAUUCUUUAGAGUAUAUACACAGUGGCGUUGGCCGAAUCCAGUCAUGCUUUGUGCAAUAGAAGAGGAUGAGCUUGGGAUUCCUGUCUGGGAUCCACGAAAAUAUCACCGUGACCGUUAUCAUCUUAUGCCAAUAAUAACUCCUGCUUACCCAUGCAUGAAUUCUAGUUACAAUGUCUCUCAAAGCACUCUUCGUGUUAUGAUGGAGCAAUUCCAGUAUGGUAACAAGAUCUGUCAGGAGAUUGAGUUAAAUAAACAACACUGGAGUUCCUUAUUUGAGCAGUAUAUGUUUUUCGAGGCAUAUAAAAACUACCUUCAGGUUGAUGUACAAGCAGCAGAUGCUGAAGAUUUAUUGGCUUGGAAGGGUUGGGUGGAGUCAAGGUUCCGGCAGCUGACCUUGAAGAUAGAACGGGACACAAAUGGGAUGUUAAUGUGCCAUCCUCAACCAAAUGAGUAUGUGGACACUUCCAGGCAGUUUCAGCAUUGUGCUUUUUUCAUGGGCUUGCAAAGGGCAGAAGGAGGUGGUGGCCAAGAGUGUCAACAGUUUGAUAUACGUGGAACCGUGGACGAGUUCAGGCAAGACGUAAACAUGUAUAUGUUUUGGAGACCUGGGAUGGACGUAUUUGUUUCUCAUGUUCGUAGACGGCAGCUUCCACCUUUUGUUUUUCCAAACGGAUGUAAAAGAUUUCGACUACCCAAGCACCAGAAUCAACAAGGUGGAGAACCUGGUGAGACGGUUGAAUCUUUGUCCGCCAAUGUUGAGAGACAUGCAAAGAGAAAAAACGACAAUGAAAUGAUGGAUACAAGGCCAGAGAAACCUGAGAAGCGUGCAUCUGUUAGUCCACCUAGUGUAGAUGUAGUUUCUCCUGAAAGUAGUGCUAUCACAACUGGUGGGACUCCUCCGAUUGGCAUUGUGUCAGGGCCUAAUGUGGAAGUUGAGGCCGAAAAAUUGAUCGGUAACAGCACUGAAAUUAGAAAAGUUUCUCAAAAUGACCAAAACCUGGAAGUGGAUAAUAGGGCUCUUGUUCAAGGCUGUCAUGAUCUGGCUGAGCCUGUAGGAAAGGAUGUGAGACCUGAUCCUAGAGUUGUGAUAACAUGUGAAGGUGGGCAUAAUAAAGAAAAAGGUCGUGUUGUGGGAUCUGAAUCCAUCAAUGACACUGACGCACAACCUCUUCCAAAGAGACUAAAUCUGAAUGAGGAUGUUGAUAAAGAGGAGCGGGAAUCCAUGUUAGGAGAAAUCGCUGAUGGUGUUUUGCAGAAUGAAUUCUUCGGACGGAACCUUGAUCAUGAGGGUUUUUUGGCUGCUGCGAAUUUGGAGUCAUCUGGUGAACAUAGAAACUUGCAUUCAGAUGGAUUGUUCAAAAGUGGUUUGUCAGAAGAACUUCAGUCAAAUAAUUUACUCAUGGGGAGACCUGAAGACGGAGCUAGGUCAGAAUCUUUGCAGAAUUCACUAAUGAGCAGCAACAGAUUGGGCUUGAAGUCGAUAGUGUGAGGGUCUCAGCAAUGGUGAUGAGACCUGCAAAUAAAGAAAAGGAUAUAAAGACCAAAAAAAAAAAACAAAAACAAAUAAGAAGAAUCAGAGCAACUCACUGUUGCUUUGGACUACUUCCAGAAUUCGACACUCAUUGGUAAGGACACCUAAAUUUGAAAGGAAAAAAAAAAUAGAAAAGCUUAAAAGAGGAGAAAAGAUUAAAAAAAAAUCCAAUAGAUUGAAAAAAGGAGAAAAAAAAGAGAUAAUGAUUUUGUUUGUUUGGUGGGAUAUGGGUGAGUAUCCAAACACUGGGAAGAGCGAAGAGCUUGAAUAACUGUGUUUGGGAGGUAAAGGCCAUGCCUUAUUCAGUGCUUCAGAAGGAAGUUGGGAUAGUGAGGUGUGAAGCUUGUGCUGGUUCAAAUGCCUUUUGUCUGACAAUUGCAAAUUGCAGAAAAGAGAAUCAGUGAGGUGGCCAUGAAAGAAGGCAAGUGAGUUGUUUCUGUUUGCCUUUUUGCAGGGUAUUUCAGACACUUCUUUUAUGUAUUUUGUAUUCUUUCAGAUUGGAAUCUUUCAAUGUUUUAUGAUUUUCUGCAUAAAAACUCUGUUGCUACUAGCUCGUUUCAUGAUAGGAGGUGCAUUCCUAAUCAUCA